AUGACGGAACACAGCUCUUCAUCCCAAAGAGCGGGCAGUACGAAUCUUGCGCCAGUACCCAAACCCGCAUCAGCUCCCGCUACCUCCGCCAAGAAAGACUAUAAAGGCUUUGUGGGUGGGAUAUUCUCUGGUAUUGCAAAAUUGAGUGUUGGCCAUCCCUUCGAUACAAUUAAAGUCCGCCUUCAAACCAGCAAAGAUGGCCACUUUCGGGGACCGUUAGAUUGCACCAUGCAGACAAUACGGAAAGAGGGUGUGCGAGGCUUGUACAAGGGUGCAAGUCCACCGCUGGUUGGAUGGAUGGUGAUGGACUCUGUUAUGCUGGGGUCACUGACACUAUACCGACGACUACUCUUGGAAAACGUCUUUUCUAACCCCGGCCUCCGCCCAUACAUCCCUUUUACACGCAGCCAACCUGACUUGAAAACGCUUCCAACAUUUGGACAUGGUAUCGCUGGUGUCAUGUCGGGAAUGACGGUUAGCCUCGUUGCCGCCCCGGUUGAACACAUCAAGGCUCGGCUUCAGGUGCAGUAUGCUGCUGACAAGAGCAAUCGCAUGUAUAGCGGUCCCAUUGACUGCAUUCGCAAGAUUCUUCGCACACAUGGUAUCAGUGGGGUGUACCGUGGUCUGUGUGCUACCAUGUUUUUCCGCUCCUUUUUCUUCUGUUGGUGGGGUUCCUACGACUUGAUUACUCGUUACAUGCAGAAGAACACAAGCCUCUCAGCUCCUGCAAUAAAUUUCUGGGCUGGUGGCAUCUCAGCUCAGGUCUUCUGGGUCGCCGCAUACCCAUCGGACGUGGUGAAACAGCGUCUGAUGACAGAUCCGAUGGGCGGGUCUCUCAAUGACGGACAAAGACGUUUCCACAGCUGGAAAGAUGCGGUUGUGGCUGUUGGGCGUGAACGUGGGUGGAAAGGGUACUGGCGGGGCUUCGUGCCAUGUUUUAUCAGGGCGUUCCCGGCGAAUGCUAUGGCCCUGGUUGCAUUCGAGGGAGCGAUGCGGGCUUUGCCAUGA
Messenger RNA from Penicillium pulvis, 1008 nucleotides. RefSeq lists its product as uncharacterized. The coding region runs from base 1 to 1008 and encodes 335 amino acids. The record is from RefSeq and is a predicted model, not a curated record. Gene Ontology annotation, biological process: transport. Gene Ontology annotation, molecular function: transmembrane transporter activity. NCBI's taxonomy places the organism in Eukaryota, Fungi, Ascomycota, Eurotiomycetes, Eurotiales, Aspergillaceae. The transcript is spliced from 5 exons.